UCCACAUUCCACUCAAUAAACAACUAGUGCAGUUAGGCGCUGAUAGUUUUCACUUCACUUUUUCAGUUUCCACGCUACAGCAAAGUUAUAUAAUUGGCACCCAAACCAUUCAGGAAAGGGUAAGAGGUAGAGAAUUCGGGAAAAGAAAAUUCAGGUCUUAUUUUGCUUUGAUCGAGUAGCAGGCAUGGAGAAAUCGGUGAUGGUGGUUGGGCUGGAUGACAGCGACCACAGCUUCUAUGCGUUGGAGUGGACUUUGCAACAUUUCUUUUCUCCGUCGCCGGAAAAUUCCCCUUUCAAGCUCGUUGUCGUCCACGCUAAGCCUUCUGCUCUGACCGCUAUCGGCCUCGCUGGCCCCGGUUCUGCUGAGGUGCUGCCCUAUGUGGAUUUGGAUUUGAGGAAGAUUGCUGCCAGGGUUUUGGAAAAGGCCAAGGAAAUGUGCACAGCUAAAUCGGUGAAUGAUGCGAUGUUUGAGGUCGUCGAUGGUGAUGCUAGGAAUGUUCUCUGUGAGGCUGUGGAAAAGCACCCAGCCACUGUGUUGGUUGUUGGUAGUCAUGGUUAUGGAGCUUUAAAGAGGGCUGUUUUGGGCAGUGUAAGUGAUUACUGCGCUCAUCAUGCUCACUGCUCUGUGAUGAUUGUCAAGAAGCCAAAGAUCAAACACUGAUAAUCUUUCCGAACAUAUUAUGAAAGUGCAAUUCUUAUGCUAAUGUUGUGAUCAAUUGAAUCUUUGUUUGAGCCCCCACAAGGUUCUGGGAUUGACAUUACACAUAUUGUCGAUCGCAAACAUAAGGGCCUUUUCUUUCUAGUUCCACUCCUGAGUGUGUAAUGCUACUCUGUAUAAUUGAAUGCACGACUUGCUGUA
Sesamum indicum (sesame) is the source of this 859-nucleotide messenger RNA. Its product is annotated as Adenine nucleotide alpha hydrolases-like superfamily protein. The record is from RefSeq and is a predicted model, not a curated record. Lineage: Eukaryota; Viridiplantae; Streptophyta; Magnoliopsida; Lamiales; Pedaliaceae.